AUGGUUUGCAUCCCUCCCGGCCCUGCUCCGCCCGACCGGGGCGGCCUGGUCCCUGCCUCGGGCCUGCCCCCCACCACCCCACCCAAUCUUCGGCCCAUGUCCAUGUCCCUGUUUGCCCCUCCCCGCUUCCCGCCCCCCUCCUUCGGCCCAUCCUCAGCCCCCGCCUUUCCAUUUCUAAACACCAACCACCACCUCCCGAACCUAGCCGGUGAAGAGAACACGGCCGAGCUCAUCAUCGUCUCAUCCAAUGUCAUGCCUUCUUACCAAUUGCGGAGCGUUUUUGGUGGCGGACUUGAAGAGCUUUUCGUUGAUCGGCUUGUCUCCAGCCUCGCGACGUUUUACGGCCUUCUCCGCGACGCGGGUGUGGGGUACACUAUCUGA
Thermothelomyces thermophilus ATCC 42464 is the source of this 381-nucleotide messenger RNA. RefSeq lists its product as uncharacterized. NCBI's taxonomy places the organism in Eukaryota, Fungi, Ascomycota, Sordariomycetes, Sordariales, Chaetomiaceae. The transcript is spliced from 2 exons. Bases 1 to 381 code for a protein of 126 amino acids. The record is from RefSeq and is a predicted model, not a curated record.